Messenger RNA from Daphnia magna, 856 nucleotides. Its product is annotated as GMP synthase [glutamine-hydrolyzing]. The coding region runs from base 250 to 660 and encodes 136 amino acids. The record is from RefSeq and is a predicted model, not a curated record. Gene Ontology annotation, molecular function: GMP synthase activity; ATP binding. The transcript is spliced from 4 exons. Lineage: Eukaryota; Metazoa; Arthropoda; Branchiopoda; Diplostraca; Daphniidae. Gene Ontology annotation, biological process: GMP biosynthetic process. Gene Ontology annotation, cellular component: cytosol.
UGUGUGGAAUCUGAUAUUCUAGCCCUGGAAACCCCAGGCGCCUUUCUGCUUCAACAAGGCUAUAAAGCAAUUAUAAUUUCAGGAGGUCUUAACUCAGUGUACGCGGCUGAUGCCCCACUAUACGACCCAGCAAUCUUUAGGCUGCGGUCUUCCAGUGCUGGGAAUUUGUUAUGGCAAGCAAAUACUCAACAAGGAGUUAGGGCUUCUUCGUGCCCUGAUGCCAUAAAGACUCAUAAUAACGAUUCCGAAAUGGUUCGUCAGUUGCACCUUCACGACCGUAUAGUAGAACCUUUUAAAGACUUCCAUAUAGAUGAAGUAAGAACCUUAGGUCGCGAGCUGGGUCUGCCCGCAGAAUUACUGGAACGUCACCCGUUUCCUAGUACCGGUCUGUCAAUUCGAAUCAUUUACGCCGAAGAACUAUUCAUGGAAGCUGAUUUCGAUGAGAAACAAGUGCUGAUUCGUUUGAUGGUCGAUUAUGCUAAAAUUACGUCGGAAGAAGAUCGUUUUCUUCUGGAAGAACUGUCUAGUCGCAACCAGUAUGUUGCCACGCUACUGCCGAUUCGCAUUGUCGGUGUUCAGGUACAAGAGCUUCGCAAUUUAGACGUUAUGUUGGUGGAGUAUCAACAGAAUGUUUAUGGAUCAAUGGUUAUAUCGUCAUAAUGAAUAGUAGGUCAGUGGUUCGACCCCCAUUAGAGUGAACUGUUCGAACUAAACAUGAUUUAUGUUGAUGAUUUAUGUUAUCGUUUUCGACUGAAAAUCAUAACAUGAAUUUUCAAUCUGCACAAUUUCUGUUAUCUCUAAGUGUCCACAUGUUGCAACUACAUUAUAUAGAAAUACAGUCAACAUGUUCAUGUAA